AUGGAGAAAACUCAGUCCUCAACCUUCUACCAUAGCCUGCUGCAGCAAAGCCCUGCAACUUCAGAGGCUGGGGACCAGGGAUACAUGGGCUCUAGGACACAGCCCUUAACAUUGCAAAACUCACAGGCCAUUGGGAGAGAAAGACUCAGAAAGCAGCUUUAUCCAGAAAAAUAUGGGCUCUGGCAGUCUAAGACCUCAGGUGAUGAUGAAACCUCCAGCAACGACCCCAUCUUCAAUCCUGAACCAGUCAUUGCCCACUGCUUCAAGCAGUUCAAGCAGAAGGCUUUCCCCCAGCCUCAGAGCCGCCGGCGGAUCAUCACCUUGCCUCAAAAUGAGGAUCCAAUACCCAUCAAUCUCAUGGCCCAAGCCCAGACUCCCCCACAGCCAAUAUCCAGCUUCAAAGUCCUGGGAGCCGGGGAUAUCCUGGGGCAGCCAGACGAUGCAAAGACCUGGCUCAGCCAGAGACUGAAGCUUCGGCAGAACCUGGAGUCAUUCGGUGACACGGAGAAGUGGCUGCAGAACAAGCCUUGCCUCACUCCUUCAGAGGCCAAGGUCUUAAACAUGAUCCAAAAAGAGCAUGAGGCCCAUUUGCUGGCCUGUCUGACUCCUACCAGAGCCACCAAGAAGAGCCCCCGGCCUUCCCGCCGACCUGUGCCCCAGCUCCGACUGCCCAAGCCUUCUGCCUUGACCACCUUGUACUCGUACCUGCGCAGCCGCAAGAUCAAGAUGCUGGAGAUAUUCAGCAAGGUGGACUGGGGUGAGAACCAGAGGAUCUCUAGGGAGGAGUUCAUUGCGGCUCUGAAGGCGGUUGGAGUCCCUCUGAAAAACCAGGAGAUGGAGGAUGUUGUGAUCUAUCUCAGCUCUCUGGGAAAGUGCAACAACAUUACCACGGAUAUCCUAGCCAACACCUACAAGCAGUGGUCUUUGGGUGAGCAGAGAAGCACCCUGUCGACUGCAAGGGAGUAUUAUAGAUCCGCCAAGCACAGAGGUUCCCUCCAAAGUGCAUCCAAGAACCAGGUGGAUUUGGCCCCACAGCCUUGUAAGAUGGACCUGCUGACUGUGCCCCUGGUUGACAUCCACAUGGAGGCACGGCCCAUGACUCUGGAGGAGAUGGAGGACGUUGGCAAGCGGUACCGCGAGAGGAAGCGGCAGCACCAGCUCAAGAUCCCCUCCAUCCAGUACCUGGAGCGGUGCCGCCUGGUGCGCAGUGGGAAUAAGCACUUUGAUGAGCACUGUCUCCCGUCCACCAUGCACGGGGAUAUGAGGGAGCUCGUUAACAUGUCCCGCAGGGACAACUUUCUGGUCUACCUGCAGUGCCACAAGCUCUGUGAGUACUACGGCCUCCCGCUGACGGAGGACAUACUCAUGAAAGCCCUGCUUUACCCAGGAGACAAGAUCAUUUUCCAGAAGGACCAGGUGCGCCCGAUCCGGCAGCCGGGAGGCUACUACUCAGACUUGAAGAUCUUCAGUCCAAAUCUGGCCCUGCUCAAGCUCCAGGGCUUCAGUGAGGCUCUGGCUAAGAAGGCUGACAAGCUGAGUGUCAGACCCCCUGUGUUCCCUGCCAUUUGCCUUCUGUCCUGCUGCUGCUCCUUCAGUGCUGGGGAUAGGAUGGUGGCCUCCCUAAGGUGUCAUGGUGCACCAGUGCCUGUGUCCAAGCAUGCCCAGCAUGUCCAUCCCCACUGGUCACCAGGUGUCGUCCCUGGCACAUGUCUGAGGGCCACAGCCUCCCUGCCUCACCCCCAUACAGCUACUCUCCCAACCACAUCCUACAUGAUCUCAAGCUCUCUGGGAAAGAUUAAAAAGAGGGACUUCUUCAAGAAAUAGGGAGGCUCCUUCACAAAUCAUGGGCAGGCCAUCAGGGGCCCUACAGAGGAGAGGUGUGGCAGUCCCUUCUUUGUCCUGCCUUCUCUGGCAAGAGGUGGGCUUGCAGCCCUUAGGAGGAGGAAAGAAUUCUGCACUGGGGCCUGUCUCUGA
Molecule: messenger RNA, 1974 nt
Organism: Enhydra lutris kenyoni (northern sea otter)
Lineage: Eukaryota; Metazoa; Chordata; Mammalia; Carnivora; Mustelidae
Product: EF-hand calcium binding domain 12
Molecular function (GO): calcium ion binding
Source: RefSeq, a predicted model, not a curated record